Molecule: messenger RNA, 4686 nt
Organism: Klebsormidium nitens
Lineage: Eukaryota; Viridiplantae; Streptophyta; Klebsormidiophyceae; Klebsormidiales; Klebsormidiaceae
Source: the annotation of a GenBank genome assembly
AUGCCGCAAUGCCGCCAACUUCGCCUCCUGCAAGCAGAUACGGAAGGUUUUCAGGAGACCAUCGCUUUGUGCCCUGAGAAAGAUCCUCGGAACUUGAGUUGGCUGGCCGUAACAGACGGUGUUGCCACCUUCAAGAAGGGUAACAAGACGUAUUGGCCGCUCUAUGCAGCAAACUUGAAUCUUCGGCCCGAGGACUGGUUCAGAAAGUCAAACUGCGUGUUGCUCGCACUUAUUCCCAACGGAAAGCCAGCGAAUCUGCAGACGUACCUCGAGCCGCUUGUUUCUGAGCUCAAAGACUAUGGUCCAGGAACCCAAGGCCUUGUCGUCCCAGACCCGUCCCAGAACGACGAGCCCUUGCACCUCCAUCUGCUUCUCCAAGGGCACAUGUCCGACUACCAGGGACUGCCCCUGUUCACCCAACAGCUCGCUACGGGGGCGCUGCAAGGCUGCUUGUGCUGCACAGCUCCGGGGGAGCACUCAUCGAUUCUCGACAAGGUCGUCUACAACAACGAUGUCCGGCGAAGCCUCCCCCCCGAUCAUCCUUUCCGGACGGACCCUUCGUUCGGGGAGCCGGAGCUGAGAGAACCCCAUGCGAAGCGGACGCACAACGAGCUCCUCCAACUGGCACAAGUAGUUGAGCAGACCCCGGAGGGACAAGCAAAGCAAUUGCUGAUAAAAGCGAGCGGGGUCAAGGGGGUUUGUGCAUUGCAAGAGCUUAGGUACUACGACAUGGUUCGGAGGAUGGUCAUAGACGGAAUGCACGCGCUCGGAAACACGUCAAAACGGAUGGCGGCCAACAUCCAAGGGGAGCACGACACCAAGAAAAGCCGUUUGCAGAUGCAGGCAACGGCCUUUCAGAACCGGACGGAUUGGAUUCAGAAAAGGCUACUUGAACCGGGGGAGAAACGGCCGGGCAAACGGAGGAAGGGGGCGGAAGAGGCAGAGGAGCCCCAAGAGAUCGAAGUUUUCCCCCGGGCGGGAUGGGUGAUGACGGGCGAGGAGAAAGUCGUUUUCUCCGAGCGGAUGGAGAUCAAGGUGCCGUCCAACUGCGGCGACAGGCCAAGUGUGCUGUUCCGACCAGGGAGCUGGUCGUGCGCGGCGUCCGGCGCCACUGGCACAGGUGAAAGUUUAAGCCGCCGCGCACGGCCAGCUCCCUGUGGGGGGGGGGGCGAGCAGGGCUUCCGACACCCCCCUGGCAGGGAGCUGGUCGUGCGCGGCGGCUGGCGCCACACAGGUACGUUGAAGAAAACGCAUACGUGGAUCUUCUUCGGCACAGUCCUGUUUCCAUACGCUGUCCGAAACUUGCUCGAAGAGGAGCCGCGGCUCACGCUCAUCCGGCUUUCGAGCGUCAUGCUCAAGUUGACCACCCAGGACGUCCGCAAAGAGACUGAAGCAGCGCUGUUGCUGGAGACAAUAGAAGCGCUUUGCCUUUUCCACCGAGAUCUGCCGGAGAGCGAGCAAGUGAUCACGGUGCACAUCUUGCAGCAUCUCUGCGAGCAGCGAACCGAAGGGGCAGGCCCAAUGUCUGCCCUAGACAUGUUUGCUCCCGAGCGCUGGCACAAUUGGCUAACCGGACUUAGGUUCAGCAGCAAGGCCCCAGAAGCCAGCAUAGCUCAGCGAUAUAGCAUUGAGCAAACGCUUGCUCUUGCGGAGUCGGUUUUAGCGAACUUGAAACUAGAUCCCGCCACGAGCGUGCCUGACGACAGCCUCAAAAAGCAGAGCUAUAGGCUUCAUGGCCAGCCUCGAAUCGUUGCGGUUCGCAACGAGGAGCUGACUGCUAUUGACAAGCUCAAUCAGCUUGAAUCUGCAGAGUAUGCCGCGCUGCAGAUGGAAUUCAGCGCAGCAAGUCAGGCCUUCAAAAGCGCUCGCCAGUCUUUUAGGAAGCAUCACACGGUAGCAGCUUCUCCCGAGUACCCCAAUCACCUACAGAGCUUUCCGGAUAACCUUCUAGACUGGUUAACGGAGAAGAAGGGCAACGACGACAUCAGCCCCGAGCUGCUGAGCCUAGUAAAAGGCCCUUCUGCUUUUGCAGAAAAGUUUGAGCACCUGAGUUUCCCUAGCUGCCAUUUUAGAUCCAAAAGACUGGACGAGCUGUCCAAGGCAACGCAAGACAGCGGCAUAAAAGCUCGUCUUUCUAUUCGCCGUCUGCAAGACGGCUCGCUUCAGCGGCUUCAGUACUUUGGCCACAUGCUGUACGUUCUGAGAGUGCGGGUUGGCGACACAUUCCGUGACUACAUGCGCGCAGCCUGGUACCGCAAGCCGCAGCAGGACGAGCUCCAUGGCCUCUGGACCGUCAAGAAAGAUGGGCUGAUUGGUGACAAGUGGCGCCCUUUUGUGCGGAUGCAGGACGUAGAGGGUCAGGUGUUCUACGGGGACGACCCCCUCGAGCGCUCCGUCCGGAUCGUUCUUGAGAAACAGCCCCGAGCAGGUCGGAGUUUCUGCACUGAAGCAGGUGAUGAGGGCGACCUGGCAGCCGCCGCCGCGGAAGCUGGCGGCACUUCCUCUUGUCUCGAGCGAAGAGAAGUCGAAGAAGGGCGGGGAAAAUGUACGGACGAUGCGGGAAGUGGAAGCGUAGCAGAGCCCGGGGGGGAGGAUGAGGGGAAGAGGGAAAGCAAGAGAAGGGACAUGUCUCUAGGUGAAGACAACCCACAGCAACAGGCGGAGAUGCAAGAACGGUCUGAAGAGAGCAUAGAAAAGGAAGAGGGGCCAGAGGCAAGCGCAUCUGGGUUCGGAAGUGGGGACGCGCCACCUACUCGAGAAGAGAUGGGCACGGGGUCAGAGAGCGACGGGGAAAGAGCGGGGCCUCUUGCAAUUCCGGUCCAUCUGCUGCAAGCUUUGCACCUCGAGAAGCCUUGCAAGUCAACCCUCCCUUUUGGCUUAACCGAGUGUCUAAACUGGAUCAACGAUGAAGAGGCGGACGGAAACAAGCUGUUGGCUCAGCGUCGAGCUGGCGGCAGUCGGAGUGGGGCCAGCCUGGACGUGCGGAGAGAGGACCUGAAGCGGUUUGCCGGCAACAACCUCCUCAACGAUGUGGACAUGGAUGCCAUGACGGGCCUAAUCGCCGCAGAAGCGGAGCGCCAAGGCCUCGACGCGUGCUUCUUUUCGAGCCUGUUCUACGUCAAGCUUUCGGCAGAAGGGGUCAGCCGGUCCUUGCUGCGGUGGAUCUCGAGGCAGGCCCUCCAGCCGCGCGCGCGCAACGGUUUCUUUGUGGUCAAUGUUAACCAGAACCACUGGAUCGCGUUUCAUGCACUACCAACCGCUCAAAGGCCGGCGCUCAUGGUUUACGACUCUUCGAAGAGUCCCGCGGGACCUGACCCGGUAAUCAUUCAGAACAUCAAGCAACUUCACGAGGCGGUUCUGCAAGUGGAUCCGGGCGACUGGGAAGUGACGGUUAAGGACUGCUCGCAACAGGGCGCAGACAGCAUGGAUUGCGGCAUCUACUGCCUGCACUUUAUGAGGUGCCUCGCUUUGGGGCAGCAAGACAUGAUGCGGUUGUCGAGAAGGAAGGGCACGGAAGUCCUUUUCGACGAGAGCAUCGAGUACGACCUGACCAAGCUGGACGGCGGGGCUCCCGCGCCCGGCGUUUCCCCCAUCAACCCGGAUAACCUCCCCCGCGACCCCAAGCAGGGCUGCAAGCCCGUGUUCCCCAACGAGCUGGUCCGAGUUAACACUAUCUUCGAGGUCGCUGCUCAGUCCGGGCUCUACACCGCUUUUGCGGACAAGCACAUCGGCGCGUACACCAUCGCCAAGGGCCCGUCGGGCACCGGGGUGUCCGACUACGCGUCUCUCGAGGUCGCCACCACAGAGCCCCAGUACACCGACGCCAACGGCUUGGCCGACGGCCUGGUGGGCGACAACGGGGUGCCCAUCUACGACUCCCUCAAGGUCGCUCAGGCAAUCAACUGGAUUGACGGCUUCGACCAUACCCGCACCCAGUUCAACGGCAAGGCCCCCGCUAUCAUGUACUACAACUACCAGGUGGUGAGCGUCAACCAGAAGCUGGCGGGUCAGGGCUACGUCAACAACCUUCCCCCUCCUGCGGGCCCAGUUCCGACCGAGUAUGUCCGGCAGGCCAUCGCGUAUGCGGAUAGCUCCAUCGGCCAGCUCAUUGCCGAGCUCGAGAAGAACCAGAUCCUGGGACAGACCGUGCUGAUCGUGACGGCCAAGCACGGGCAGUCGCCCAUCGACCCGAGCCUGCUGAAGAAGCUGAAGCCCAGCGUGGUGACGGACGCCAUUGCCGGUUUCUUGAACGACACCAGCGAGCCGGCACAGCUGAGCGGCGACGACUCGCUCCUCAUCUGGCUCCACAACACCGCCAAGGGCCCCGCGCUCCGGGACUACCUGAACGCCAACAAGGCCAAGUUCCUGAUCGACCAGUGGUACCACUACAGUGACCUGGGCCUGGCUCUCAACGACUACGUGCCGGACAUCCAGUGCAAGUCCGUCAAGGGCACCAUCUACACCGGCGGCUCCAAGAUCGAGGAGCACGGCGGCUACGCUGAUGACGACACGCACGUGCCCAUCUUCGUGGCCAACAAGUACCUCACCGCCAACACCGACUUUUCUCUGAUCGCCACGAAGCAGAUUGCGCCGACUACGUUGACCCUGCUGGGUCUCGACUACACCAAGCUGCAGGCCGUGGGCAUCGAGGGCACUCAACUGCUGCCCAACACCGAGCUGUACUAG